GUUCUUGCUACUCUCGCCUAUUCUCUCAUUCUCUUUCUGAUUUCUCUUCCAAAUUACUCACUUGACACUUCCCAGUCUCGAUCAUUCCUCAUAAUCUGCGCCCCCGGCAACCUCCCCGCCGGCGAAGGGAGUCAAGCCAGACCUCCUUCCGCUAAAGUCUUUUCGCAGGCGUGGAGUGGAGAAGAAGGGGACCCCGGAGAAGAAAACCAUCCCCGACUCUUUUUUUUUUGCGGAAAAAACCAUCCCCGACUUGGAUGCAUGUCUUCUUUAAUUGCGCGGAGAAUCGAGUUUCAGUUGACCCAACAGUUAAUUUAGCGAGAAUUUUUGGGGGAUUCAAUUGAACCUUCAUGCCCGCUCUGAGACCGCCCCUAGAACUCAAGAUUCAAGAACCAUUCCCCACCAAUGGAUGAUGCGGGAGGGGACAUUCUCGCGUCUCUCGGCCGCGUGCGCCUCGGUGAUCUCGCGGCCGUCGAGGGCCUCGCUUCUGACAGCUACAAGAUUUGCGUAUCGACACUGAUGCAGUCGCUGGCUCAGUACUCGGCGGCCAUCAUCCAGCUGCCUCCGGCCGACGCUGCCCUGUUAAGGUCUGGCCUGGACUCCGCUCGCCUCUUCUUCCACCAGCGAGGGUAUGGUUCGGGCGAGGUUGUCCACUCGGAGGAUGACGCCCGCGAGUGGUGCAAGACUUCUGGUUACUAUGCAGAUCCCCAAAUGUGGCUGGAAAUGUAUGAUUACAGGCCUGGUAUUACUGCAAGGGAGCACAGUGGUGCGAUGGAAUUGACCCCCUCUGGCCUGCCCGACAUAUUUUCGGUGCUUGGAAAAGUUUGCAGGGAUAUUCUUGAUGCGAUUAGCUUCUCACUGAAUCUCCGUACUUGUGUGUUCACUGAGAUACUUGACAACAUGCCAUUGAGGGGCCAGGAAGUGUCCUCCUCUGUUCUUUCAGCAUGUUGCCAUUCAAGGCCGUCAUUUGAAGGAGCACAGCAGCAUCGUGUUGCUUCUCCUAAUGAUAGUCAAUUGCUCAUGUUCUCUGAGCAGGAGGAACAGAUUGAUAAGACUUUGCUUACCCUAGUUAAGUCUGAUAGGUCCGGAUUGUAUGUCAAGGACUUGCAUGCACGCUGGAUUCUUGUUGACGGGGACCUUGGUCCACAUGAUAUUGUCGUCUAUCCUGGUCUUGCUCUUUAUCAGGAAACAGCUGGCUAUGUAAAUCCAGCUGUGCACAAGACGGAGGUUGGAAACUUGCAAGGAUGUAGGUUUGGGCGUUGUUCCUUGGCUUUUAAGCUCACGCCGAGAUCAGUUGCUAGGCUGAGUGAUUCAGAAAUGGGAGCUGCUGGUCAUGGUGUUGAUACUCAAUUUCAGGUCCCCAUACCGGUUACUGAUUUCAUGCAGACACACCAUUCUGCUGAUCAACUUUUCCCCAAGAACAAUGAAUUGUCAUCCCGGGCAGAACAAGAUGCAUCGUCUAACUCCACGACAAAGAAAAAGAAGGGAAGUACAAGAACAAAUUCACUCCCUCCUUCGAAAAGACUUCGCCUAGAGGCGCAGAGAGUGCUCAAGGAGCGUGUCCAGGAUAUUGCAGACGGGAGAGGUAUCAAACUGAGAUUUUGCAAUCUCAAAGAAUGUGAAAGUCAUAUACGAUCAUUGCACAGUCCCUGCGAGAACAUCAGAACCGAAAUUGGGUGGCCGCAAGGGGUUCCAUUUGUCCAUCCCCAUGACCUUCCAAACAAGGCAAAGCUCAGGUUUCUGGAAACUUAUGAACCAGGAUGGACUGCUUCCCAGCAGGACGAUUUUUCUUCUGCAGGAGCCAGUCUCUGUAAAUGUGGAUAUGUUUUGACUUCAAAGGUUGGCCAGUAGUCUGAUGAUUUCACCUCAUGUUUGAGGAGGUAGGAAUAUGUACUGACACCCGGAUGCCAGAAACAUAUACUCAUAAUGUUCAGCGUGUGUAAGUAGAACUACCUUGUGACCUAGGAUUGUAGGUGGCGCCUGUCACCCCAGAGGAAGUACUAUGACCCUGCUACAUGGCCCUACUUCAUGGUGCGGUUGAGUUGCAGAUAUGACGCCAAACUUGGAAUUCCUGGGUGCCUAGCCACGUGAACCUCUUCAUUCGUUGGUGAUCUAGGAAACUGGACCGCCUGUCCAGGAGAGGGCUGCCACAUGUCUCAGCUUGCCUUCUUUGGGACGAAUCAAGCGAGACCAUGCAACAACUUCUUGUCAGUUCCCCUUACUCUCUCCAAAUCAGGUGCAAGGUACUGUACUGGAUCCAUUCUACAGGUUUGAUUCAGUCAGCUGACGAUGCUGUCAUGGACUGGUACAUCAGAAGGAUCUCGCCUCUGUGAUGCUUCUCACGGUUGGUGGAUUUGGAACUUGGAAGAACCAGAACUGCUGCAAUUUUAACUGACAUGAUAUCACCUGGAUGUUCAAGACCUGAUGCGUUUGCAUUUAUGGUUGAAGCGAGCUCGUGCGCAAGCCCAUGUGCUGAAGAGCCACGAGCAACCAACCCUCCUGCCAGAGUAGGCAAAGGGUCUCUUGUACUGUAACCAUGGCCUGGUUUUCCCUGGCCACUCGGUGUGUAGUUCGAGUCUUUGUUCUAUGGUUCUUAAAAAGCCUUCGUUCUAUCAAUGAAUUGAAACACAAGACUUUUGCGAUUUCUCGAGAGACGAAAAAGAGUGGUGUUUGUCGUUU
Lolium rigidum is the source of this 2676-nucleotide messenger RNA. RefSeq lists its product as uncharacterized. The transcript has 4 exons. The coding region runs from base 403 to 1848 and encodes 481 amino acids. NCBI's taxonomy places the organism in Eukaryota, Viridiplantae, Streptophyta, Magnoliopsida, Poales, Poaceae. The record is from RefSeq and is a predicted model, not a curated record.